GACUGCGAGCGCGCUGCCAAAUCCGAGAGGGGGCAGAUCCGCGCCCCGGAGCCCGUCUGAUCUCGGCGGGAGGAGGAGGAGGAGGAGGAAGAGGCCGUUGGCGAAGAAAGGGGCGGCGGGCAAGAUGAAAGGGAGCUGAGCCGAGGGGCGGCCGGCACUUGGCACGAGUCUGCGCAGGGAAAGAAGGACGGGUGGCGGCGGCGGCAGCGGAGCAAAGGGGACCUGGGUUGCCGCGCAGAGCUCUGGGCCGGGCCGGGGGCAAAGCGCCUCGUGCCGGAGGAGUCGCAACUUCGGGCGUCGAAGGGACGCCUCGGCCCCCGGGGAAACUUUGCGAAGAGCCGUCGAGAGAGAGGAAAGAGCCGAGCGCCUUCAGAACAAAGAGUCCUUCGCCUGCGGAGCCGGGCGGGGGGCGGAGAGCCGGAGCAAGCGAGCGCGCCCCGCAAAAUGCCAGCUCCACGAGAGGCGCCUCGUCCGCGGCCCGAGCGGAGCCCUUUGCCGCGACGCCAGCCGCAGCCGAGGUAACCUGGGACAUGCGGCGGCGGCUGCUGCGGGCCGAGGAGCGGCUGGCUGAGGAGAAGCGGCGCCGAGCGGCGGGAAGGGAAAGCGGCGAGACUCGGGCUCCUCCCGUUCGGGGCUGAGGUGGCGGCGACGACAGCGCCAACGUCGCCGAGAGGAUCCCGGGUGCAUGGAGCCGGCGGCGGAGACUGGAAGCGGGAGCUCUGCGAAAGGGAGGACGACCCUUCCCCGCGGCGCCAAAGGCAGCGCUUUGUGGCCCCUGGAGGAAGGAGGGGAGCGGCUCGGCGGGAUCAGCGCGCCGCGCGCUCCGGAGUUGUUUCAAGGGACUCCGGGGACCGGGCGCGGAAGGAGGAGACGCCGGAUUGCGCAAAGGAUUAUCGAAAGGGGGGACCGCGAGUGAAAGAAGGGAAUUCCCCCCCACACACACACACACUCCCCGUCGGCUCUCCUCUCUUGCACAUCUCGGAUCCUCCUCCUCGCUUUCUCCCCAGUUACUCUCCAGCAUCAUUGGCCCGGCCACCACCAGCAAGGGCGAGUAAAUUAAAACGUGCUCAGCAAACUGCAAGAGAGAUCAGAGGGACAGUGGAAACGCGAGCCGCGGAGGGGGGGCGCCGUGCGUGCGCGUGUAGGAGAGAGAGAGAGAGAGAGAGUCCUUCCCUCUCCUAAUCUUUUCUCUCGCGCCCACUCUGGAGCUACUCUGCUUCUCUGGACCUUUCCAGAGACGCAGUCUCGAAGCAGAAGGCUGAAAAAAGGAUUGCUCUCGCUUGGGUUUUUGUUUGUUGUUUUUUGGUUUUUUCUCAUCUGUCUUUUCCUUCUCCGUUCUCCUCCUUCAGGGUCUGGGUUGGUUGGUUGGUUGGUUUCUUGCGAGACCGGCGAGGCUGGAUUAUUGGUGCGCGCUGCCCGCCUUGUGAGUAGUGUGUGUGCUUGGCGAGGAGGCGCGGUGGAGCUGGGAGGAAGAGAUGUCUAAGAUCGGAGGGAAAAUUAUCCUUAUCCUUAGCUUCGUGUUUCUGACGACUUGCCUCGAUGCGGCGAAAGGGCUGCCCUUGAGGAAACAGCGCAACCACAGUCCGAAGGAAAGGAACUAUAAGUUGGUAGAGGUGAGUGGAAGCAAUGCAUUGCCGCUUGGAGAGUAGGAGGGCCUUACUUAGAUGACAUUGUUACUCCAGCUUGACUCCCCUUCGUCUCUUGACAGCCAAUAAACUCUGCGAGGUCCAGGGUCUUUAAACCCAGGUCAGUGCUUACUUCUGUGAUCUGAAGGCAGGUAGUCACCAAAAUGAUAGAAGUGAUGCCCCCCCUCCUUUUAUUGAUCCAAAUUACAUUUGCACAACCAAUUUUGUACAUUGUGCACAUAGUCAACACUACACAGUUUAGUGUUCCGUUAGCAUUUUUCCCCGCCACAAUCUCCGAAAGCUGGAUAAGGUGAUGGAUUUUCUCACCCUUCCUGUGUAUGCAUCCUUUCUAGUAAAAGUGGAAGGUUUUCAAAUCAGCAGUCACUGCGAGUACAUAACCAAGCAAGCAUGGAGCUGGAACAUGGAGCACCAGGUUGUGAUCUUAUGUGGUGUUUGAGACUCACAAGGCCACUGUACUUCUAACUUUAAGCAUUUGCUUAAACCCAAAAGGCUGCUUCAGAAUCUGGUCAGUUUUAAAAGUGAAAGCACACCAGCAAGUACAGCAUUUCUUGAGAGCAAUGUGGCAAAGCAUUGUCUCUUAAAUACAAACGUGAGCUUCAGUGUGAAUUCCCAAAAUUCAGCAGGGAGCACUUGGGUUAAAGUCCGGCUCUUACACAGAUGGCCCCUUGCUCUAGACAAUAAGUUUCUAUCUCCUCUAACUGUGUAAAUAAAUAGUACUAACUUUAUGGCUUUGGGUGCAGCCUUCAUCUCCAUAGGCAGAUGUCAUUCUUGCUGAUGGCCUUGGCUACAUUCUGAAAUCAUUGAUACCAGUUAGGUGACGCAUUGGAGGUUGGGGUGGUUACUGUUUUUGCCAUUCUGUUGCAAGCAUCCUCUUGUUGCACCAAGGAUGGCAUCAGCAGGAUUAUGCCCAGGAAAUAAUAACUGCAUCCAGCGCUGCGUUCAUAAUGUUUUUCUGGAACAUCAGAGCCAGCUGAAUCAGGACACUGGUCCAUCUUGUCCAGCAUCCUUGUCUCACUCUGGUCAGCCAGAUACUUAUGGGAAGCCCCAAAGCAUGACUUGAGUGCAACAGUGCUGUCUCCCCACUUCUGAUUCCCAACCGUGGAGACAGAACAUUAUGGAGGUGGAAACUUCUCCCCCCACCCCCCUUUUGCAGUUGCAGCUGAGUUGCACAGGUCAUUUCACACAUUACUCAGAGCAAACACAAAUGCAGGAUUGCCAAGGAGUGUGCACUCAGAAAAGGAGCUACAGCCAUUCAAAGGCCCCUAAUGAGUGUAUCUGCCUGUUAGCACGUGUGUUUGCAAUCACAUGUCUCUUGACUUCAUGGCAUACAUCUUUCGAUGUACCGGUACUUAGCACUAAGAGCACUUUGUUUCAAGGGUUCCGCACAAUCUUCGCCCCUCAGUGGUUGUUGUCCCAGUAACACCUGAGCCUUGUUUUAUUACAUCUGUAGCCUACUUUUCCUCCAAGGUGUUCAAGGUGUCAUAAUUGGUUCUCUGACCAACCGUUCUAGGUUGUGGGAUUACCUGGGAGCUCCUCUUUGCUUGUGGGUUGCUGGGUUUGAUAGGGACAUUGCCAUGGGAGAUGAAGCUAGCAAUCAGUAUAGCUUGGCAUUUUCUGUUCUGACAGCGAAUGAUAAAAUUGCCUUUGGAAAGAUCACAUUACAUUUAUACCCAGGGCAAUUAUAUCCACAUAUGUGGAUAAAAUUGUGUAAUAUUGGCUCUGAAUGUGGUGGUUAUAGCCAUUGACAUAUACCUCUGCAUAUUGAAUUUUUUGUUACGCCAGUCAUGCACAUAUCGCAACAUCUUGUGGCAAUUAAUUCCAUAGGUUCAGGGAUUUUUUUUCUUUUUGACAGAGAUCUUUUAUGAUUUGUUCUAAUCAGUUUAUAGGCAGUCGGUGUCUGGAUGUAGUUAGGAUUGGUAGCUACAUUUGUCAUAGGAGUCUGUGUAAGAGAAAGAAAGCUACCUUGUAUGUGCACACUAACGUAUUUCAUGAAUAGUUUUCUUUAUCUGUUAAAUUUAUACUCUGCUCUAGUAACAGGAUGCUCUGUUUAUUAUUUUAUUGCAAAGUAUAUAUUAUUCUUUUAUACAAUGGAAUUGUCCUUAUUCCCAAUAGAAUAGAGGAAUGGGCUGUAGCUCUGCGGUAGAACAUCUGCUUUUCUUGUAAGGAUCCCAGAUUCAGUCCUUGACAUUUCCAGGCGAAUGUACUCUGUCAGUGUCCACAGUAUUGAGCUAGCUGGGCCAAUGAUCCGACUUGAAGUAAGGCAGUUUUGUAUUUUUCCAAGUCAACUGUUUUCUUGUUUGGCUUUUUGCUCAGGCAGAGCAGGAAUUGUAGAAGCAGUUGCAAAGCAUGGAAUGGCAUUCAAGGGGUGGAAAGAAGAGAAAUGUGAAUUGUGUGUGCUUCACAACUGAAGAGUAAGCAUUGAAUCAUAGAACGGUGGCGCCCUGGGGAUCAUGUAGUCUAACUCCCUGCAGUGCAGGAAUAUGCAGCUGUCCCAUACAAGGACCAAACCUCCAACCUUGGUGUUCUCAGCACCAGGCUCUAACCAACAACUCAGGGCCAUCGAAAAAGGAGCCCCUUCCAUUAAGUCCAGGGUCUAAAUUUACUGUGUUUCUCAACAGUUCACAAUAUAUCAGUUCAAUUUGCCAACAGAAGAGUAAGGUGACAUUCGGGGCACUGAGGAGUCUGAAGCUACAUGGAGUCUGAUGUUGUGGGGUUGUGAGUGUUCAACAUUGGACCAAGGCCUCUUGAACAUUGCAUUGCCCAUAGCUACUGGAAGUUAACACCGAACAGAAUAACUUUGACAAAGGCAUAAGACAAAGUAGAUGUUUUACGAGGCUUCCCAUCAGAGCCGCUCCUGGGACGCGUUCCUUUCAGCGUCAUCCCUGCCCUGACUGUCCCUGUAAGGUUUAUUUUCUCUUCAAUUUUGUGGCCAGGGAUGAAGGCAGGCGAUUCCCUUCUCCGGAGCCCAUCUGUCUCCUGCUGCUUAUUCCUGACCUACGGGCGUCAUUCUCUCCCUUCUUGACGUCUGUCCUUGUCUUGGCAGCAGAUAAUUGUCCUGUCACAGACAGUGGGUAAAUGAUGGCUCCAGGUGGGGGCAAGGGGGUGUGUGGUUUGGGGGGGGCAGCUGCUCUUGUGCCUUGGCUGAGCAUGGAGGAGGCUGGCUUUGCCUCUGUGUGUGGAAUGUCUGCCCCACCCAGGGGGGAGUCGCUGUUUCUCUAGAUGUGCUUUUUUACCUUUUCAGUACUUCAGCAAUUAAGUGCCCUGGCCCCCUGCUUUGUCCUUGGCUUGAGGUCGGGUUUGCAGGCACAAAACAUGCACGGAAACAGCAUCUGGCCGAAAAGGGCUUAUUGUGCAAAGGAAGGUGCUUUAUCCUUCGAUAGCAAGCUUCUGUUUUGAGAAGUGCCAAAUUAUCUUAGUCAAAAUGGGGGGGGGGGGGGCUUUGUGGUGGGGCAAGAAAGGUCUGAGACAGCGGGGAGCCAGCUGAGAGGAGAUGGGAUUCAUUGGGAUGGAGAUACUUCAUCCAGUUUCUCUGGACAAAUAAGUCUGUUGACUUUUCUAUCAGGGGAAUCAAAGAGUUUCCCUUGGAGGCACAUGUUUGAAGAGCUGAUAUAUUCUUAACCCUUCCACACACCCUAGACGGGCUGUUUUAGGUUGCAGUGUGGUGGAAGGAAUGAAUGAGAAGUCAAAUGAAAACGAAAGAGCUGAAGCAACAACAAAAAGUACUUUGCAGAUUUUCUCGCCACUCACCCACCUAAAGCCUCAGUAACUAGGAAUCAAAGGAUAAAUUCCUAAGAUAAAUGUGGGAGCAGUUUUAGAGACCUCCAUUGACUGGGGCUGUUGUGACAUCACAGAAGUGCAAUUCUGACAGCAGCUCAGCACGAUGUUCUCAACAACCUUAAAAUGAUCUGUUGACAGUCAUGUUUCUUGGUUGGAUGUUGCUUUCUUCUAGUCGCCUCCUGCUUCUGGCAAAAAACCUGGUUGCUUUUGACUUUUUUAUUUUCUGAUUUAUAAUCAUCAUGGAGGUGAAGUGUGGGAGACCAAUUGCACUUGUUGAACUUCUGUCUUGCAUGUAGUUGUCAAAGCCCCAGAGACUGCAGCAGGAAAAGAGAUGGCAACCUAAUUUAAAGGGGGAGGGGGGAAACAACAGAGGUCAAAAGAGGAAUCACUGUGGUGGAAAUGUACUUCUGUACUUGUCUGUUCCAGUGUGAAAGGUGCAGAGACCACUCUUUAUGACUGUGCCCUUUCCAGCUCCUCUUUGCUCAUUCAUUCACUCCUCCACGCAUGUUCAAUUCGGCACAGCAAACGUGGCUAAAAGGACCCUCGGCCCAGCCCAUAUUUUGCUAAUUAUCUCCAGCUGCUCUGCUGCCCUUAUAGGCUGCUGGCCUAGGCAAGCAUCCGUCUUGACCAACUGGUGGGGAGGAAGGGAGCAGGCGGGUUUUUGGGUGCUCUCAGGGCAACAGGCAGUGGCACAUGGAGUGUCAUAACCCAGAGGGCACCAGGUGCAGGCCUCUGUGUAACGUCUUUCCCAAGAUAAGAGGCCGCACAGAUGUCUUCAGCUCACAUCUGCUUCUCGCUGCCUUCCCUCUCCUCCCCCUCCACCCCAGUUGACAGAGUUGCGGCUGCAUUGCUUGGCCAAGCCAGCUGCUCCUUAAAUCUAUGCUCUGUCAAAUGAGACAGCUUAGCGACUUUCUCUCCCUGGAUGUAUAGAUGGGGGAAUCCCCUGGAGGUUUCUGCAAGGAACUUGACACUCAGAUAUAUGUCCUGCUUUUUCAACUCUGUUUGGAGCGCAUAAUUUGUGCUCCGCAGCUGUAUUUCAAUCCUGUUUGCAUGACGCGCCCCUUCUGGUUUUCUGUCCAGCAACUGUGUGCAGGUGGUGUAACUUACAUUCUUCAGUUACUGGGGUGCACAUGUACAGGAAAUUGAGAGCACUUGAUCUGCAGUUUCUAACCUUUGCAGCCGUAAAGGGCUUUCCCAGCUGAAGUUGUUGCAACACGGGGAAGGCAAAGGCUGCUUGAUGAUGUCUGUGAAACCUUUUUAAUGCACGUUUUUGGGAAGCAACAAUUUCUGCCCCUAGUGAGCAAAGUAAUGUUGGAAAAUUCUAGAAAUUUUGAUGCUACAAGACCCAGGGGAGUGGAAGCAGGAAAGGAUGUGGGAUUUCUCCGGGGAGGGUGGGGGAGAGAGACACUGGAAUCAGGGAGAGGGGAGGAGACUGACAAUAUCGUACCCUUCAACAUGAAGCAGCCCAAAUCCAGAACACCAUCUUCCAGGUCCGAAAUCCUGUGUGAGUCAUGUAACUCAUGUGAGAUUGUGGACAAUGGAAAAUGCACUUUGGGGGGCAUGACACACCAAAAUGUGCAUUGGGGGGCGCUGCACAAGAUUGCUGACCCGAAAAACCCUUAUUUGGGGCAGAUGUGAAAAAACACUUUUUGGGGAGCAAGAUGUCAGCCUGAAAUUGAGAAAGAGCGUCACACCCAAAAUGGCCACUGUACUCUGGGGGGAUGGGACAGGAUGUCCUGUUUUUUGGGGGGGCAGUUGACAGGUAUGCAAUAUGUUUCUCAAAUAAUAUCAUAUACACUUCAGCAUUGAAAUUCUACAGAUCAUCAAACACAACAAGUGUAAUUGGAACUGCAGUUGGACAAAAUCAGCAAUCCAAAAAGAGCAUGACAUGUCAACAACUAAAAGGGUAGCUCUCAGGAAUAUAUCUACUUUAACCCAAGCAGAGUUUGUUGUGGUAGAAUGCAAGAAGAACAUUUGUUUUUGUCUGAAAGUAUUAAGUUACGAUAGGGCUGUGGAUUACCAAACAUUUAAACGCUCAAGGACCCCUACUGCCUUUCCUUCUCAUCUAAUUAAAUCAUCAAAGACUUUUCAAGGCAUCUGUAGUGGUGCAUGCUCUGUUUCUGACUCAUUCAAUUUACUGUAUUCAGUAAGUUUAUAUGAGGUUUUAUGAAAGUUGUUCACAUUUCCAGGUCCUCUGGCUGCACAUAGAGAAUACAUAAGCUUCUCAGCCAGUGCCGUUCGCUAUUCCCUCAGAAACCACCAGCUGGUUGACAGUGCAGCCAGUGGCAUAGCGUGGGGGAGCAGGGAGGCUGUGGCCACAGGCACAAAAUUCUGAGGGGGCACAACCAGGUGCCCCCCCACAGGCACUGGCUUCCACGGGGAUCCCCACCCUGGUGAAGGUGGCAAAGCGGCUCAGACCCACAGUCAGCAGGUGCAGAGGAAGGGAGGUCAGCAAGGGGCAACCACAGCAUGAUCUCAUCUCCGCUGGCAUUGGUGGGGAUUCACCUGCCAAGGGCCACACCAGUUGGUGGGCAAGCAAGUGGUGUAGCGCAGCUCUGUUUGGCUCUGGGGGGACGCUCUGGUUGUGUCAGCAGCUUGCCUGCUCCGGGUGCCAGCAACACGUGGUAUGCCACUGAGUGCAGCUGCCACCAUCUAAUUAUUUCUACUCUCACAGCCACCAGUAGAUAAAUUAUUAGCUCCUAAAAAAGCAGGAAUUGCGACCUUCUAACAGAUUAAGCAGUUGUUAGCAGUUCAGAUAUGAUUUCCUCACCCUUAAUUGCUGAUAUUUGCUCAUGCACCUAAUACUGGGCAAGUCCACCAGUGACGAAAAUAGGCAUCCAAGUGUUCCACAUUUCUUCCAGCUCAAUAGAAUUCUCUCUUAUUUGGGAUGGCACUGAGCACAUUGGCUUUUUACUCCAAACUAGCAAGUUUGUCAGCUGAUAUUUAUUUGCUGAAGUCCUUCCUCCAAAUUUCUUUAAUACUGCUGGUGUCCGGGUCACUUGUAUGAAUUAGCAGACUAUGCAACCAGUUUGUUCAAACACCCUUCAGCUUUCCUAUUAUCUAUUUAUAAAAAUGAAUACUUCCUAUUAUCUGUCCCAAAUUCUCCAACAUUCCUCCCAUCUUCCAUGGGACUUGGUUAUCUCCAAUUAAAGGACUAUAGGAAAGCCACAGAAGGAUGUGCUGGGAAUGGUGCUUCUCUUUACAUGGAAGAAGGGCAGAUUCUUCCCCUGAAUCCCUGUGGAUGGCAGUGCUGGACCUCAAAAUUAGUACUUAGGAUGUACUCUCUUAGCACCCUACUGAUCAAAAUGCCUAGGUAGACCUUGAAAUGGAGAAUCAAGGAAGCAUCCAAAGGAGGAAAUGUUGCAACAAUGGGUACUUUAGUUAUCCUCAUAGAUAAAUGCAUGUUCCAGUCACAACAAAGAGACAGCAUUGGCAGAUACCUAAAUGACUCUGCCCUGGAACAGUUGGCUAGAGAACCAAAUAGAGGAAAGGUGACCUUCGACUUAGGUGACACCCAGGACUUGAUACAGAGAUGGAAGUGUUGUGGAACCUGGGUUAGCUGUUAUACUGCCAUUCCAACUAUAGGUGGCAGUGUGACCAGCUGAGGCAGUGAAUCAUGCUGCUGCUCUUGCUUUUUUUUGCUUUUUUUCUUUUUUAAGCACUUUAUUGAAUAGUCACCAUACUUUCAGGUUGAAUACUGUAUACAGGUUCUUUGGAACGGUUCUAUCAACAACAUAUCAGUUCUUUGGAGAAAGCAACUGCCUUGUGGGGCUCUGUAUCCCGAACCAGCUAACUCUCCUGCUUCUGUGUCCCACUAACCGCACAGGGGAAGGAGUCUAUCUUCAUGCUUUCUCCUACACUCUGGUGCAGAUAGCGUUGUUCAUUUCACACUCCACAACCAGCUUUCCAUCUUCUAUUUUUCUUUUUAUUGUGGUCUCUUUGCCAUCCCAUUUCUGCAACUGAUUGAGCGACCCAUUGUCUAAUGUUACAAUACUCCUUACUUUCCUGUCAUCUGCUGUGGUCUCAUCAAACUGUUCCCCCAGUUUGAAGGAAAUCUUGGUGUUCUUUAAACUCCUCCCUGUUUUGAUGGUUAUAACAUCUCCGUUGCAACUGAUGAUCACGUUGGGCUUGGCAACACCAGCCACCUUCUGCUCUUGCUUGCACGAAAGCUGUUCCCCAGUUAACCGACUGGGAACAAGGGAACACAUUGCUACCAGAUCAACAUUCAUGGUAGGCAGCUGCCAGUUUCAAGGAGGACAAGGCUAUUGAUGGCUAAUAGCCACAAUGGCUGUGCUCUGCAUCCACUGUUGGAGGACGAAUGCCUCUGAAUAACGGUUGCUGGAAACCACAGGAGGAGAGAGAGCUGUCGCCCUCACGUCCUGCUUUCAGGCUUCCUGUCGACAUUUGGUUGGCCAAUGUGAGAACACGAUGCUGAACGAGAUGAGCCCUUGGCUUGACCCAGCAGGACUCGUCUUAGGUUCUCAUGGUUUUAACCCGGGUCUCUCCAGUCCUAGUCUACUUCAACAUCCAGUCUCUUUGGAUACUCAGGACCAGUGGCGUAGCGUGGGGGGUGCAGGGGGGGCCGGCCGCACCGGGCGCAACAUCUGGGGGGGGCGCUUGCACUCGCAGCUCUCUGCCCCUACCUGGCUCACUCACUCUCUCUCACUGCAGUGCUGGCUGUGCGAAUCCGAUCCGAGCCGCUGGGUCGCCGCCCACUGUGGAGGGGGUGGGUGCCAGGCGUGCGGUGCGGAGAGAGAGCAAGGGACUAUCUGGGGGAGGGACAGUGCAGCAGCUGCCCAGCGCAGCACUGAGCGCGGGAGAGAACCACACCAGACCAGACCAGGCAGCAGCAAGAAGCUGGCAGCGGCGGCAGGUUAGGGGGCGCAAAUUACUUGCCUUGCCCUGAGUUAGGGGGCGCAAAUUACUUGCCUUGCCCCGGGUGCUGACAACCCACGCUACGCCGCUGCUCAGGACUUCUUUUCAUGAAGCAAUUCAGAUACCAGCGGACCAAUCCGAAGUCUCUUUGGUAGGGAGUAAGUCUCAUCAAACUCGGUGAGAGUUGACUUCCGAAUACAUACGUUUAAAGAAGAUUGGAAAAUGUUUAUUGAAUAUAGAGCGGGAAAUUGUGUACACUUGAAAACGUACACAACGUUGGCAGCAUUAAGAUGAAUUCAACAGUGUAAAUAAGUUUUGGUGGAUGUAAUAAUGGAAUACUGAAUGGUUUAGUUUAGUAUGCAGGGAUUUAUGUUAUGCAAAAUGAACCAUGGAAAGAGAAGAAGGGAAGUCAUUGAUAUUUUAAGGUUGUUUAAAUGAAUAUUCUAAAACGUAAAACAGAAAAUUUAAUAAAAAUUAUAGAAAAAAGUGUUGACUUUCGAAUAAAUAGGUGUAGCACUGUGCUGCACAAACAAACUUACUAUUCCGUAUUUUUCUAUUACAUUGUGAACCUCCUUGAGCAUUUUUAUUGGAAAGAUAGGUUAGAAAAAGUUUUGAUAAACAAAUAUGUCACGGACUAAAUGACCCUUGGGGUCCCUUCCAACUCUACAAUUCUAUGAAAAUCCUGCUUUCUAUGAAACCCCACUUUAUUUAUCAAAGAAUCUGGCUUCAGCUUUCAAAACCUGGGGUUUCUUGUUGUGGGCCUUGAAGUUUGAUGAUGUAGAGAGGUUGGGGGGGUAUUCUAUUUGGUUAAGUAGCUCGAAUAAAUAUUUGAAUUUAGUCAAUGUGCUUCUCAAUUUCUGGCACACAAGGGACUCACUUCUUAGUGUCCUCUGUAGGUCUGGCUCCCCAUGGGCCACGUUUAAUCCUUCCCUUUUGCUGCUACUCUUCCAAUAAGCUUCCAGUAGAUUUUUUCCACUGCGGUUUUAAGGCCACGCGCCCCAUCUCCAAAGUAGUUAGUAGAUCAUGUCGCUGCUAUAUUUUAAGAAAUAAAGCCAUGUUUUAGUCUGUUCGGAUGGUGUAGAUCAGAAGGUCUAGGGCAGAGAGUGUGAACAGAGCUAGUGGAAGCAGCAUUUCCGCUCCUAAGGAGGGUAUGGAGCUGCCUCCUGGAUCAAAACAAUUAAAAGUAAUAUUGAGGCCUUUUGAUGGCCAGUCACCGAAAGGUCUGUUCUCAGUGGUUGGUCAGAACUGUAUUAAUCCAGUUAAAGGCGAAAAGGGCACAGUGCCAACUUAGUGGUGACACACCAAGGACCUGCUUCUUAUCUAGGGCUGGAGAGAUUUUUGGUUUUAUCAGGACUGAUGGGAGCUUUAGUUCAGCAAUGUCUGUCAAGCACCAUGGUGACUGCCAGUGACUUAAAUCAAAUAGUAAUAGUAAUAAUAGUAAUUUUAUUUAUUCCCCGCUCAUCUGACUGGGUUGCCCCAGCCACUCUGGGAAACUUCCACAUAAUCAAAGAACAACAAACGUCAAAUAUAAAAAACUUCCCAAUACAGGCCUGCUUUCAGAUGUCUUCGAAAGUUGUGUAGUUCUUUAUCUCCUUGACAUUUGAUGGGACGGUGCUCCACAGGGCGGGUGCCACUAUGGAGAAGGCCCUCUGCCUUGUUCCCUGUAACUUCACUUCUCGCAGUGAGGGGAACGUCAGAAGGCCCUCGGCGCUAGACCUCAGUGGGGGUGGAGAGGCUCCUUUAGGAGUCAGUCAUGUAGAAAUUGUCUAUCAAGUUUUGAGGCAACCCUAAUAUGCUGGCAAGGGACGCUGGUGGUGCUGUGGGUUAAACCACAGAGCCUAGGACUUGCCAGUCAGAAGGUCGGCGGUUCGAAUCCCCGCGGCGGGGUGAGCUCCCGUUGCUUGGUCCCUGCUCUUGCCAACCUAGCAGUUCGAAAGCACGUCAAAGUGCAAGUAGAUAAAUAAGUACUGCUCCGGCGGGAAGGUAAACGGUGUUUCUGUGUGCUGCUCUGGUUCACCAGAAGUGGCUUCGUCAUGCUGGCCACAGAACCGAAAGCUGUGCACCGGCUUCCUCGUCCAAUAAAGCGAGAUGAGCGCCGCAACCCCAGAGUUGGCCACGACUGGACCUAAUGGUCAGGUGUCCCUUUACCUUUACCUAAUAUGCUGGCAAGUAUCGUGAGGUGAAUAUGGAAUCCCUCUGCAGAAUGACCACUAUUUCAGCCCUUUGUGACCAUGACUUCAACCUGAUCCAUUAUCGUCAGAAAACCCUUUCCUCUGAGACAAAUUCUUUCCGCCCCAGGAUCAUGUUCGUUCUCUUUUGUGACGCUCUUGUUCAUCACAGGGAGUGGAAUCAGAAGCUCUUGCACCAAAAUGAACAGAAUGAAACAAUGCGACUCCUUCUUGUUGUUUUCACACCUGAGAAUCCAGCAUGUCCUGAGGACCCCUUUUCUGCCCUAGCAUGCCACAUAUCGAAGGGCAAAGGUCUGCAGCAGGUCACUUCCUGUACUUGCAGAGCCUCCUUUCCAUUUUAGAACUCUGAGUACGGAACCCGUGGGAGGUAUUUGGUAGUGGUGAACCCAGGAAGAGACAGCUGUCCCUUGCACAACGAAAAUUUAAUGUACAGACUGAACGCCUAAGUAGAGCUUACGUACAUAGUACUUGACAAAGAUUUGGUGUGACUGGUCUCUAUUCCAAGGCUGUAGAAAUGUUCACACAAGGAAGGAAUAUGCAUUAUUUCAGUUUGUUUAUAUGCAGUCGGGCCACCCUGAUGUUGUGGGACUACAACUCCCUUCAUCCCUAAUGGGUGGGAGUUGGGAGUCCAGCAACAUCUGGAGUGCUAAAGCUUCACCAUACCUUCAGUUGGGGCAAGGAGGUUAUGCCAAAGAUUUCACAAGAAAGGUGAAGGAUUGCAGGAAGAGGCACAGAAGCAUUUGGGCAGUGGGCAGUUGGCUUUCCAGGGAGCCAAAGUCCUUCAGAAGGCUGAUGGGAGAUGGAUAAGGGAGCGUCACAAGAAGGGAUGUGUUGCUUUCAUGGAAAAAAUAGUGCUGCUAUGGUUCGUAAAGAUGAUGGUUCCUCUUACCAGGUAUGAAGAUAUCCAUGUGUUGACGAGUAAGAAUUGUUUUUAGGUGACCAAGCAAGGGUUCUGUUUCCUAAGAGUGUUGUUUCUGCGUAUUUUGUUUCUUCUAGGCUAUUGGUGUGUCACAAACAAUAGUUCAGUUGCAUUAGGGACAAUUUUUGAAAGCUAUCAGCAUGUAGGUCUUCUUUCAAGGCUGCAUUCUUCUUUGGGGGUUUUAUGCAUCUUAAUACUACUUUUCAUACAUCUUUGUUUUAGCGGCUUUACAGCUCUUUAGUUUAAUUGAAGCCCAUGGAUGUAACAUAUCUCUCUCUCUCUCAUAUUCUCUUUGACCAGCAGGACUGACUCAACCAUUAGGCAGGGUGAGGCAGCUACAUCAGGUGGCAGAUGCCGUAGAUAGUAACAGCCGCUUGCCCACCCCUGUUCCUCCUGAAUCCCUUAAGCUAACCUGCUCUGAGCUACCUAAGGUAUCCUGCUGCCUUCAGGUAGAGUGGAGGAUGUUGUCCUACUGGCCAUGUUGAAGUAAGGUUCAAUUUGCCCAGCCCAGUUGGAUUCUGUACAUUGGGCAGGAGGGGGCACCAUCUUGUCCAUCGCCUCAGGCAGCAAAAUGUUUUGGCCAGUUAACUUAGUCAAAAAUGGAAGAUCCCAUUGGCAAAUCUUGCAACUGUUCUCAACAGUUCUCAACUGUUCUUAUUGCCCUGGGGGGAAAGAUCCAAGAGACAAGGCCUGAUCCCAGCAGUCUAGAAUGAUCACACUUUCCUCAGCCUUGUAUAUGAAAGGGGGGAGGCGGAUGUAACUGCAGCCCUUUUGUCACUGCUUAGCCCCACUCCUAAAUAAAACAGCAGAGAGACCAACAAUCUCCCCGCUGCUUUCUCUUCCUUUCACUGUGGGAGGGGAAGACAGGCUUCGGUCCUUUGAUGUGCAGGCCUUGUAAAUCCAUUGAUGAUGCCUUGUGUGUGCGCUCAUGUGAGUCAGGACCAGCCCCAGUUCCCUUUGAAGUGCUCCAGCGACCAGGAUGAAAGUGGGAUGGAGGGGGAAGAGUCCUUCCCAAGCCAUCAAGCCCUAAUUGCAGGUAAUAGUGCCCUUCCGUAUCCCAUAUGGGGAGGCGAGCAUCCCUGUUUCCCCUAAUCUUGCAGUUACAUUCUGGGCUCCUGCCGUGAAAGGAAGUAAGCACACAGGGAACAGGCUCAGAGAACUCGGCCAGCACGUUGGGAAAUAGCUCCUGGCUGCAAGAUGCACGAGGGAACAGUUGGAAGUUCCUUGGUGAAGAGUUUAAAGGACCUAGAGCACAGGAAGAUCUUUCCUAGGGAUUUUGCUAGGCUGUUGCCAAUUCAUACGUUUAUUAUUAUUUUUUCAAAUGAGGUUAGAAUUGGGGGGGGGGGAUUGCACCAGUGUGGCAAUUUCAUUCUUACGGAAGGAUGCAGAAUGCAUGAAAAGGAACGGCAGUUGGUUUGCGCAAACGGUGUGGCGGAGGAAUAUAUUAGGGCCUUGGUUUCUUCGCCACUCUGAAACUUACAGCCAUGUCAGCUUGUUCCAUUAUAGUGGAGGUUGCAAUGUUUGGUACUUUUUAGAUCAGAGUGAAGGUGACAUGAUAGAAGUCAGCAAACUAGGCAAAACAUACAAAACAGGAAAGUACCUUAGGCUCAGAGCAUGGAGUCAGUCUAGCUCUGUGCUGUUUACACUGGCUGGCAGCAUCUCUCUAGGGUUCCAGUCUUUGCCAGUUCUGUCCAGAUAUGCUGAGUGCUGUUGAGCAUGUGCACCAGGUAUGGGAGCAGGGGUUGGGGGGAGUUAGCCCCUUUUUUGCCAUACCAUAUUAUGGAUGUGGAUACAACUCGCCACCCCUCUGCUGCUGUUUCCUCGUUAGGAAAAGCCUACAUGUAACUAUAGCAAGGUAUAUAGCUUGUUGCAGGCUGUUUUUUGUCAAGGAAAAUGGCACAAGGUAGGAAGUAUUAAUCCUGCCCCCGACUUACUCUUAAGGGACGCAUGUGGCGCUGUGGGUUAAACCACAGAGCCUAGGGCUUGCCGGUCGGCGGUUCAAAUCCCCGCAAUAGGGUGAGCUCCUGUUGCCCGGUACCUGCUCCUGCCAGCCUAGCAGUUUGAAAGCACAAAGUGCAAGUAGAUAAAUAGGUACCGCUCCAGCGGGAAGGUAAAUGGCGUUUCCGUGUGCUGCUCUGGUUCGCCAGAAGCAGCUUAGUCAUGCUGGCCACAUGACCCGGACGCUGUACGCUGGCUCCCUCGGCCAGUAAAGCAAGAUGAGCACCGCAACCCUAGAGUUGUCCGCGACUGGAGCUAACAGUCAGGGGUCUCUUUACCUUUACUUACUCUUACCACCAUGAUCCUCAGGCCCCUUCAGUUGCUUAUUGGCCUUGUUUUUCAAAGCUGGGAGAUCCCAUUGUGGAUUGCUUAAAAAAUAUAUAUAGGUUAACUUCAAUGCAAGUGUUUCUGUAUAUUAAAAGAGGUUUAUUAGUUGAAAGGCAUGAAUGCAAUGCCAGAACCAAUAAUUGGCAAGUGUGGUGUAGUAGUUAAGAGCAGUGCUCGUAAUCUGGUGAACCGGGUUCGAUUCCCCGCUCCUCCGCAUGCAGCUGCUGGGUGACCUUGGGCUAGUCACACGUCUCUGAAGUCUCUCAGCCCCACUCACCUCACAGAGUGUUUGUUGUGGGGGAGGAAUGGAAAGGAGAUUGUUAGCCGCUUUGAGACACCUUAGGGUAGUGAUAAAGCGGGAUAUCAAAUCCAAACUCUUAUUAUUAUUUGCACAUGUAUGCAAAUAGGUUUUAGAAUCUCUCCCCUCCUGGUUUUGGAUUCCGUGUGAUGCUUCUGCCAUGCAGAAAGGUAAAGAUGCAAAGUGCGGCACGGCACCAGUGAAAAGCUGUCGUGGGGGCCGCAUUUUGAUGGAUCUGUAGAAGAAGAAGGUAGUACCAGAAGCAUGUUAGUGAGCAACCAAGGUUUCUGGGCCUGCAGCCUAGAAGUGGAGAACAUGUAGCCCUCCAGAUAUGGUUGGAUUACAACUCCCACCAUCCCUGAUCACUGUCCAUGCUGGUUGGGGCUGAAGUCCAGCAGCAUCUGAAAGACUGGAGGAGAUUCCACACACCGGCUGUAACAGGGAAAGUUGGGAAGAACAGAUUGAAAAAUAGCUGAGCCAGCAUGGGGGGGCGGGGCCUCAGAUCAAACUCAUUCGCUUGUGUGUAGCAAGUAAACUGAGCUUAAAUGGGGUGGAAAGUUAGAAGAAAAAAAAGCACAGGGAUAAUGUAGUCUGAGCCAUGAAGGACUGAUCAAAAACCAGAUGAGAUGCACCAGCAUAAUUAUCUGUAGGUGUUCAUAGUAAGCCCAAAGUAUAGGAAUGUGUAUGCUUAAAUAUGGUGUGUUUGAUAUCUCAGACCAGUAUUCUGGCCCAUUCACAGCUCAUUAAUCCAGUGGGGCAAGUUGCUAACAUGCCUAGUGCCCACUCUUAUCUUGCCCCUGGUGUGAGAAAAAGAAAGCAGCUAGAUCUCACUUUUCAUGAGGCAACGGAGAGUGGUUCUGAUGAUGCUUCCCUCACUGCCUCUUGUUGCCAGAUCUCUACUUCGUCCGACACGGCUUCAAUCAAAGAAGACGAAAUGCCACAGUCUAACAAGGUCCGGAACCUGAGGCGAAAUGGACGGGCCAUGCCACACAGACAGAAACGCCGUUGGCCACUGCAACAUGCUGCAAGGAACCAGUUGGCAUCGCUCCAGCCAGGUGGCGCAACCCAGGAGGAGAGCACGCCCUUUGUGCUGGACUUGAAGAACCUGCCAGGCUUAGCCAACGUGGACCUGAGUGCCCAGAAUCCAAAUAUACAGGUAGGCCAAUGGGCUUAGGGCUGUAUUGAUUAGGCUCAGAACAAACAAACAAACAAACAAACAAAAAGUGGCACCAUCUGUAGUUCACUUAGAACCGACCCAUGCUUUGGGGUAGUUGGUCUUGACUUGGACUCCUGGAGCAUGGACAGAAGAGGGAGGGAGGGAGAUUCCAUAGUUGCAGAACAGCUGCCAAGAAUGCCUUUCUGCAUGCCCAUGUCUCAGGGGUUUGAUGCAAAAAAGACUAUAAUCCAAAGAGGUGCCUUCAGACAUGAGUAUUAUUGCGUUAGUUUUCCUAGCUAUAAUGCUCGCACUUCUGUCCCAGUUUCUAAUGCUUCUUUUGUACUGCAUUACCUGUUGCAUUAUGGAACGGUUGCCUUUCGAUCGAUAUACUGCCAUGUCACACUAAAUUUCAUUCACACCAGUGGGUGUGGUUUGGCAGAGCAACAAACACCAUUGGUUUAACACAAAGAAAAACGGCUUGUACUUGUUUUUGAAACGCAGGGCUUGUGCAUAGAGAGCCCCAAUAGCAGAGUUUAAAUCUCAUUGUAAGGCAGAUUUAACUGAAGCAUAGGAAUAGUUUUUUUAUCUUCUUUUUAAUCAAUCAAUUAAUAUAAUAACAACAACUAUUAUUUUAUUGUUAUUUUAUUUACACCCUGCCCAUCUGGCUGGAUUUACCCAGCCACUUGGGCGGCUUACAGCAUAUCUAAAAACAUAAUAAAAACAUCAAGUGUUUAAAACCUCCCAAUACAGGACUGCCUUCAGAUGUCUUCUAAAAGUUGCGUAAUUCUUUAUCUUACUGAUAUCUGAAAGGAGGGCAUUCCACAAGGAGGGUGGCACUACUGAGAAGGCCCUCUGCCUGGUUCCCUGUAACUUCGCUUCUCGCAGUGAGGGAACCAGCUGAAGAACCUAGGAUGAGGACCUCAAUGUCCGGGCUGAGCGAUGCAGGUGGAGACACUCCUUUGGGCAUUCCAGCUCCUUAAGGCAGCUGACCCUCCCCCCCCCCUUUCAAUAAAACAGACUGCAAGGUAAGUUUAAAAAUGAUUUACUUACAGUUACUAGGUCUCAAGACUUGCAUUUUCCUUAGUAAAAACAAUAAAAUGCAGGUAAAUAUUCUUAGUUGAGAAAUAUACAGCAAGAGCAGCCUCAGAUACAUAUAUGUGGCAGAGUAAAGUUGAGCCAUACCCGUGCAGCAUGGCAGAGAGAAAAAGGAACAGGAAGCAGGCCUUACUUCCUCUCUCCUUGGAGAAGAGGGGAUGUGACAUCGUAGAGCCUACUCUAGUAAUUUAGGACUCCGUGGUCCUUAACCCCUUCACACACUAAGUAGCACUGUUGGUAUGACUGCAAAUUUCCUACAUAAUCUCCACGAGCACAAUAUGCUUAUUUGUCUUGUUCAGUACUUUGCAAAGUCGCUAAGAUCCUAUUGUAAAAUGGUAACUUCAUCUUGCGCUGCAGGCCUAAGCACACUUACUUUUGAUGUGGCUCUACAGAGCUUACGUGUGACUUACUUCUGAGUAAGCAUGCAUAUACUCUUGCUUAUAGUGGUAGAACUACUUCCACUUUGCCCUCCCCUGCCCUGUUAAACGGUCACAGACACUUGCACCAUGCAGUGUGUGACUUUUGAAAACAGCUUUCUUUAGUAUCCUUAGUGGUUUAUUAUAUGUAAGUAGAAAAGCAGUUUUGCAAGCAGGGUUUGGGACAUGACCUAACUGGAUUGAUAAUGGGGCUCCAUGGAGAAUUAUUGGACAUUGCGUGAGUGUCUUGGUCAGCACUAAACUGAGAGAGAAGUGGUAAAAGCUUGAAUGGGCAAAUAUAUGAAUGUAGGAUGUACUAUUGCUCUUAAAAGAACCCCACAGUGCUUUAGUGGUGGUGCCCCAUAAACCCUCUUACCCAGUGCCAUUACUUGCAGGUGACCAUUGAGGUCGUGGAUGAUCCUCAGGCUGAGAUGGAGAUGGACCUGCUGAAGGAAACUAGCAAUGACUGGUCUCUGACCUCCUCUGAGUGGCUGUCCCACAAAGACCUCUUCUGGCCACUUUUCUGGGAGUACACGGACCCCAUGGAGGAAGGGGAGGAAGGGGAAAAUUUGGACAUAAGGAGCAGGGGGGAAGAAGACGACGAUGACGAAGAGGAGGAGGAUGACUACACUUCAGAGUAUGAUGAGGAAGAAACGGUGCUGAGUGGAGUGGGAGGUGACUGGGACCAGCGGUGGCCCCAUCAGAAAAACUGGAUCUUCAAAGAGAAGUAUAAUUACGGUGCGGCUCCCUUUCCUGCCCUUGGUAGGUCUACAGAGCUGCGCUAACUCAUUGACUGUUAAGGGGCAGGAGAGCAUUUUCAGGAGAGAGCAAGAGGGUCUUUUCAGUUCAUUAUCUCCUCUGUUCCUCUCCAGUUAAGAUGAGUGGUCCAGCUGAUUUGUUAUGGGGAAAUCUGGGAUGUAUCCAACUGAAAUGCCUGCAUUAUUCCAGCAAUCCCAAUAAGCAUCCUUCCAUAUUUGUGCUUUCUCUUCUGUACAUAUGCUUGAGAAUUCCUAAUUUAAAUCCAUUUGUGAAGUUGGUGGGCAAGGUCUGCUUUAUGUGAUAGAAACUCAUUAUGCAGACUGGGGGGGGGGGGGGGAGGAAGAUUUGCAUGUCCCCUUUUUCCAUUGUAGAUACAUCAAUGUGACAAUUGUGUAUAUUGGAAAAACACUUUUGCUCUGCCCUCCAUAUUGCAUAAUGUGCGUGCAUUUUGCAACAUGAAAUGGAAAAUAUAACCUAUGAAGUGACUGCAAAUCAGGCCCAAAAGAUCUUGAACCAUUAGGUAGGGUAACCCUUGAAAUUUUAGGCACUGUAUGGCCAAAACCAGACCAAUGUGCAAGAUUCUGGGAAUCACAGCUUUCAUUUAAAAGUGGGGCGGAGUGCCUGGCAGGAAAAGCAGGUGAGGUGGCGCAUGCAAUUCUCCUCUUCUGGAUUUCUAGCUGCACAAUAUAGGUUUGGGUGAGAGAUCUAGGCUGCUGGGUGAUAGGGAAGAAAUGUGUAUGAGCGAGACCUUUUUCUUACACUCUCCAGACUAUGAAGAUGAAGAGGAGUGGAGCCCUUGGUCUCCGUGCACUGUAACCUGUGGCACCGGCAACCAGAAAAGAACCCGGUCUUGUGGCUACGCAUGCACUGCGACGGAGUCGAGGACCUGUGACCUGCACCGCUGUCCUGGUAUGCCUUUUCUCCUUCCACCCCUGCCUUGUCUGCCUCUUGUUCCCUCUUCAAAGCUCCUGCAGUUAACUGCAGCUUUCUCAUCUGUAAAGAGAGUGACCCCUCUAUUUUGAGAGGAUCUGUUUUCAAACAUCCCAAGAGGACAGGGGUGAGUUUCCAAUAGGGAUGCUUGUGGUCUGACUCUCUGGCAAAAGGUCAUUUCCAUUCUGACAUCUCAGGUGCUGAGAACACAAUUCUUCUCCUCGUGGUUCUAUGUUCCAUUUGUGCAAUGAUUUCCACUUGUGCAAAGGAGCACCUUUUCCCUCUCCUUCCCUACUCUGUGGCCUGUGCCUUAAAACUGCUCAUGGGGUCCUUCCAGCCCUCUGGAGCAGAUUGGGGGAGUGUGGGGAGAGGAGAGGGAAAGGACGUUUUGCUGCACAAAUGGAAGGCGUUUCUCAAACAGGACAAUUGUUGUACAGUAUACAUUGCUCUCAUGUGUUGAUAAAAGUGCUGCGGCUGCCAGCAUAAAUUGGCUGCCAUCAGCUGCAAUAAAAGAGGUGCAGGUACUCUGUACUGGUGAGUGCUGUCGCCGAAAUCACUGGUUACGUGCAACCCUGUCUCUUAUUUUACAUUGCUUGCACAAAAUGCAAAUGCUGCUUAUUAUGUACUGAGUUGAAUAGGAUCCAAAAUGCAGCAGUCUGAUUGGUCCUAGAACAAUAGGAUUCAGAAUCCAGCAGUCUGAUUGGUCCUAGAACAAUAGGAUUCAGAAUGCAGCAGUCUGAUUGGUCCUAGAACAAUAGGAUUCAGAAUGUAGCAGUCUGAUUGGUCCUAGAACAAUAGGAUUCAGAAUGCAGCAGUCUGAUUGGUCCUAGAACAAUAGGAUUCAGAAUGCAGCAGUCUGAUUGGUCCUAGAACAAUAGGAUUCAGAAUGUAGCAGUCUGAUUGGUCCUACUCUUGACUCCGGGUAUAUUUCACUGCUGAAGAACUUUGUGAAAAGGGAUGUCCCUCUCCAUGAGGAAUUGGUUUCAGAGUAAUGGUGGCUCUCCAAAUAUUGUUGGACUUCAGUUCCCAUCAGCCCCAGCCAGCAUUCACAGUCAGGCAUGAUGGGAGUUGUUGUUCAGCAAUAACUGAAACGGCCACAGGUUGUCCAUUCUUGCUUUCAGAAAACCAUUUUUCCCCAUCCUGAUAAUUAUUUCAGUAACUCCUUUCUUUUCUCUGACACAUUUGAUAUAUAAGGCCAUCAACUGAAAGCCUACUCAGAGUGUUGUGGGUCAAAAGCAAACUUUGGGCCUGUGUGUGUCUAUCUGUGUCACAUUUUGGCCUGGGAGUUGUGGACAGGAAAUAUAUACAGAGUUGGAGAUUGAAGCCCAGCUCCUGUAACACCUUUUAAGUGGCAUGUGGUUCCCCUCUGACCCUUUUGCUUCUGUGCUUCCCUCAAGGAGCAGAUGGGGAGUUGUCUCUUGCCACAGAAGAGACACCAUUUGAGGCUGAGAAUGCCACAGAGAUCCUAAACUCAGGUCAGUACAUUCCAAAUGAGCACAGCUACGCUAAGAAAUUGCACAAGGAGCUGAGCGAGUGAGUUGAUCAUAAUCUUAAGGUUGUCUCACUUUCUUAUGCACACACCUGUAUUCUCUCUCUCUCUCUCUCUCUCUCUCUCUCUCUCUCUCUGUCACACACGGCCUGCACUUUUGAAGUGUUCACUUGCUCCUGCCUAGGCAGAGGGGGCACCUUUCCCUUCCCAGGUUAAGGCCACAUUUCGUUUUUUGUUUUUUUAAAAAAAAAUUAUUGAUAAUUUCAAAAUUACAAGAAAAAUAAAAAAUAACAAACAACACUACAAUACAAAAAAAGAAAAAAGAAGAAGACAAUAAAAAAGGAGAAAAGCACAAAAUGAGAAAACCAAUAUAACAAUACAGCAAUAAAAAAGUAAAAAAAAAGAAAAAAGAGAAAAAAAAACACAAAUCCCAAAUUGCAUAUCCAUAAUUUCCAUUUGCUUGUUUCAUUGACCUCCUCACACCUCCGUUUUUGUAUUCUAGUUUAGUAAUUAUUUCAGCAAAUUCUUUCCAUCUUUCUCAAUUUUUGUUAUAAAAUUUGUCUUAACAAUUUAACCUAGUAAUUAGCUCAACAAAUCCUUACCAUCUUUCCCCAUAUUCUAUUAUUCAGAUUACCUUAAUUUAUUUAUCCUUAUCUUACCCCUAAGUGCCUUAAAACUUAAAUCUUAAAUUUCAAAUAUACAUAACUCCUAAUAUCAUUUCUGCUAGAGUCGUAUAGUUUCAUUCCCACAUUUUCCCUAAUAUUCAUUAGCUGAUUCUAAAAUUAAAAGUUUCCAUUAUAAAUUCUCUUCCAAUCAUCAUCCAGCGUCUCUUCUUCCUGGUCUCGGGUCAUGUCAGUCCUUAUUUUCCUUAUUGUCCAUUCCGUCUAGUCCAUCAACCUGGAAGCCUUAUGUCCGAGGCCCUUAAAUCUCUUCCAUGUCCCUUCUGCAAUUCUUCUUCAUCUUGUUUGUGCUUGCCCUUUUCCUUGUCUCUUGUUGGUCUCUGUCUUAGUUUCUUUCCUUUCUCAUUGAGGAGUAGGUCUCUGGGGAUUCCAACCCAAAAUUGUCUCCAUCACCCUUCAUCCAGCUCACCCAUUCCCCACAGUCCCACUCCCCACAGUCCUCGAUGUAAUCCAAAAUGAAUUUAAAAUCAAAUUUCAGAAUCUCUCCAAAGCUAGAAGUCUCCUCAUCUCCAGACUCCCCUUGGCCCGCUCCAGCUUCAAUCUUCAAUAACAGUGGCUUAUGCUCCUGUAGGGCCUCGGGUCUCUCCAUUUGUACUAUUUGAGGUGCAGCCACAUCCUCCUCCAUUGUCAACUGCACUUGCCCAGUCGGUACAGAUUGAUAGGUUGGUUCUUGGAUGAUUUCAGUAUCAAUGUUAUUAACUACAACAGUCAAAUCCAUUUUCUCAUUCAUUAAGUCCAUCUUUUCAUGCAUCUGUUCCAGCAAAGCAUUUGUCUUGUAUAGAGCAAGCAACCAGUCUUUCUCCCAGCUCAUCUUUGUUCAAGGUCAAAAAAGUCUGUUCCCACAGUCUUAAUCUCACAGAUGUUGGGUCUCAAAUAUGCUGCAACAACAAUUUAGCAAGCUCCCUCUAGAGGAGACAAUCUACUUGUAGCCAUUUUUUUUUUAAAGACAAAGGAAAGUUACUUUCAUUUUUCAGAUAUUUCAGACGUUUUUCAGAUAUUUUGUUUCUUUAAGAUGCAAAAGGCAACAUUAGAAUCAACUUGUUUCUCUUCAUUAGCUAUCUGUCAAAGUGUUACGUUCACCGUCAAUGAACCUCAGCAACAGUUUCUGUCUCUGACACCCCGUUCCCAGGUUAGAGACGAUGGAAACUUAUCCUUCUUAACUCCCUCUCCUGGUAGGGUUAAACAGAGUCCCCCCCCCCUUUUCUCCUGCUUCCAAGGGGGGUUUCAGUGGUUCUAAAUGAAGGAAAUUUAGUCCUUUUUUGACAGCUUCCCGGCUUUAGCUUGCAAAAUUUUUGCUUUAGUCUAUAUACAAGGAAACGGAAGGCGGACUUCCUGUUUACACCUUCCCGCUUUGUUACCAAAUUAAAACAAUUUCUUGAUCCAAUUUUCCGUUUCUACUCACGGGUACUUGUUUUAAGUCCAAUUGUCCACAGGAAAAAGUCAGCGCUCUCUGGCAAUGGCUGUGCGGCUUCACUCCGUGAAAGUAGCAGUCAGUUCGUAGCACCGCGCUUCUCACCCCACUUUGCUCCGGAGCCCCUAGAUGGGAUUCCCCGCGAGUAGGGGGGCGCUUCUGGUGCCCUGCCGAACCCCACGUUCCCAGGCUUCCUCCGCCUGGGAUUUCUAGCGGGUCCCCACCUUCGCCGCGGCGGGAAGACCCAGUUUUCACGGAGCCCGUUCCUCCAGUCGGAGGAACUCCGCCAUUCACCAGUGGCGCUGACCCGGAAGCCCCACAUUUCGAAAGCACACAGCUUCUCUCCCUGGGCUGCCUUUUCCAAGCUUUGUGCUGCUCUGGAUCAAAGGGGCAGAGCCAUUAGAGAGACUGUGGACCUCUCAUUUAAAGGAUCUCUCUGGAGUGAGGUCUGGGAGGCGGGUGGAGGAGGCCAUUGCUAUGGGGAACCUUUUUCAGCCUGAGAAACGUGUUGCCUCCUUCCAGGGGCUGUUUGCCAGUGCUGCACAUGUCCCAAAGCAGAGGUGGGUGUGGAUAUUGCCAAAAGUGGCCAGGACAAUGGAUAUGUCUCUUCCCUUUGUGCAGUAGGCUACAUUCCAGCGGUUUAUGCACACCCCCACAUUACUCCAUCCUGCACCCAUCCAAGCAAGAGGGAUUGCCCCAAUUCAGGGACAAAUUCCUGUCAGGCAAAAUCGCUCAAGCUGAGGGCACGUAGCAGGGACCAGUGAGGCAUGUGACUUGGGAAGAGUCCCAAGGGGACAGGGAAGCCUAGAAUAGGGCUCCCCAACUUGGAUCUCCAGAUGUUUUUUGGACUACAAUUCCCAUCAACCCUGACCACUGCUCCUGGUAGCUAGGGAUGAUGGGAGCUGUAGUCCAACAGUAGCUGGAGGCCCACAUUUGGGAAACUCUGGCCUAGAGGGUCACAUUCAGCCGCUGGGCCUGUGAUUCCCUGCUCCUGAUUUAGUACCACCCAAGAUAAGCUGUCAACGGCAUGUUGUUUUGUCUGACGGCCGUUUCUCUCUCCCCCCUGUUCCCUUUCCUCAGAUGUGGACAGCUGUGAGAAGUGGCUCAAUUGCAAGAGCGACUUCCUCAACAAAUACCUGAGCAAAGUGCUGUCGGACCUGCCCAGCUGCCCCUGCUCCUACCCGCUGGAAGCCGUCUACAGCGCCGUCAACCUGCGGGACGAGCGGCAGGGCAAGAACUUCCGCUGGCGAGAUGCCAGCGGGCCCAAGGAGCGGCUGGACAUCUACAAGCCCACGGCCCGUUUCUGCCUGCGCUCCAUGCUCUCCCUGGACAGCACCACGCUGGCUGCGCAGCACUGCUGCUACGACGAGAGCGCCAGGCUGAUCACGCGGGGCAAGGGGGCUGGGGCCCCCAACCUCAUCAGCACCGAGUUCUCCCCCGAGUUGCACUACAAGGUCGAUAUGCUGCCCUGGAUCCUCUGCAAGGGGGACUGGAGCAGGUACCACGCCGUGCGGCCUCCGAAUAACGGGCAGCGGUGUGCUGACAACCCCCCAGAGGAAGAAUACCUCUCUCAGUUACAGGAGGCUAGGGAGUAUUAACGCAGAAAAAAACCCAAAAGACGUGGAGAGCAGGACAUUUUUGGUCUCCCACUCGACUAGGGAGUAUAACAGGGCCUCUCUUCUUCUCUCUCCUCCCCUCAGCUUUUAUGUCAACAAAGGCCUCCACUUCAGAAUGGCUACAGAGCCGCUGCUUGUUUUGCAUUCCCUUGGUAACCAGGUAGUCUGUAGGAAACCUUAGUGCAAACUCUACAGUGGCUUCUGCCCUGUCUUCUACAUAGUGGCCUCCAGUUUCCUUCCUGACUUCCUCAUUACCCAAAAGUUGCCACAAUUGGCCCAAAUGGGCUGUACCAGAAGGCUUGCUAUGGCCAUCCUGAGGGAUUAUAGGGAUGGGAAGAGCCAGAGGGAAAGGGGGGAGGUGUCUUUCAAAAGGCCCAUUGUGACUCAUUUUAUACCGCACACAAGCUGUCGCACGAAGGCAGACUGGGAGAUCUUAUGGCCUAAAACUCUAAUCGGGUGCUUGAAGGUUUUGCAUAGAGUCUGUAAGCAGUCUCAAGGUGGAUGACUCAAUACACCUAAAUUCUGUUUUUAGCUAAAAGGGAAACUUGGUUGGACAUAUUGAGAGUGACAGAUCUGGCUUCAAGCGUCUGUUGUCUUGAUGUAUUCCUGGGGCAAGAGAAAGGAUGACGUUCCACACUGUUUGGGAGAAACUGGGAUGGAGGGGUGCUGGGUUGUGCAUGCGUGCGUGCGUGCUUUGGAAUGUAAGUUCUGGGAUGUAUUGUGAAAACACAUCCCCUAAAGUGGAUGAGUGGCAGACAAAGCCAACCUGCUUGCUGGGUUGAUAGAACAAUCUGGGUCUCAUUUCUACCCAGCAAGUCUGAUAAGGAAGCAAGCAAAUGUUUUAAAACCAACACAUUUAUAAGACUCCAGGGGAGGAAUUGAACAUCUUGCCCUUCUGAUCAUUCUGUCAACACAAGCAUUUCGGCUUGCAAGACGGGACAAUCCUGAGCACAGUUCCCGGGGUUCCCUCCCCAAAAAACCUGAACCAAUUGGAGGGGCAGGAGGAGGAGAGUUGGGGGCAGGGUGAAGUCCUUGUUCAAGGCUUCUGCUGACAAGACUCAAUAGUUGAAUCCUAAGCCAGGUGUCCUGGGAAAAGUUGCAGUUCUGAGCAACCUCAGUCAAUAGCAUGGGAAAGAACAAAGCCCAUUUCCUCCAGCCAAACCAUUUCCAUUUCAUAUACCAGAGGUAGCCAACACGAUUCUUUCCAGUUGUUGGACACCACCUGCAACAUCUGGAGCUCCAGGCAGCACAGCCAGUAGUCAGGGAUGAUGUAAGUUCAGCCACAUCUAGCCACCCCUGAUAUAGAACUUCAUUCUGAGUUUUGGAUCUGAUGUUUGGCAGAGGAUUGGUUGGAACAACCCAGUCAUGGAUUUCUCACAUUGCUGUUUGGUUUCUCAACUUGUGAGGGAAAGACCCAACUUUCCAAAUUUCAUGUUUUUGUUUUGUUUUGGGAUUUUAACUUUUGGUCUAGUUCCUUUAUCAUUGGCAAUAAAGGGACAGGUUUGCCUCUUGAUACAGUGGGUGACAGCUGGGUUGUGAGUGAAGGGAUUAGUCCUAGAGCUAUUGGUGCUCUGGCUUUAAAUAAAGCAAGCCCACAGUUCUGGGCAAAGUAGUUGUGCAAACUUGCAUAUUUGUCUUGCACAAUUUAGUCUACUUUUCCUAUUUUUGAGGAAGGGCAAAGAGCCAUCAGACUGAAUCCCUUGUUUUCUCUUCCAUAUUGUGAAAUUUUGCCAGGCAUCAGCUGGAAAGGUGUUCCAUUUUUUUUUUUUUAAAACAACUUAAAAUUUUAGGAUACUAAAUUUUGUACUCAGUACCAACUUCCACAUUUGCAUGCAGAGCAUAGUAGCCACUAUUUUAUUACUCUCUGGUAGCCAAAAAGUCUGCCUAGGCGCUCCUAAUCUUUUCUCUGUACUUUGAGAACUAGGAGGUUUCUCUUCUCUUAAUAUUAAAGGUCAUAUUUUCAAGAUUCUGUAUUAUAAUGUAGCUUCUGCAUUAUCUGUCAUGCAGAUUCCUAUGACAACGUUCACCCUUCUCUGAUUCUUUGUAAGGUGUUUGCCAACUUGGGAACACAUCUCUUGUUCCUGCUGAAGUCAAUAGCAAUAACUCUAAUUGGUUUGCAAUCAAGUAAGAUUGCUGCCUUGACCUUUAUACCAAGGUUCUUUUGAGCCGAGGCCACAUUCAUGCCAUACUUUUAAACCAUUGUUACCAUUUUAAAAAGUUGUGGCUUCCCUCAAAGAAUUAUGGGAGCUGUAAUUCAUUCAGGAUGCUGAGAGUUGUAGGAGAAGCCUAUUCCCAUCAUAGAGCUCCCACAAUUAUUUGGGAGGAGCUGUGAUUAUUUAUAGUGGUAGCCUAGUGCUUAAAAUGUAUCAUGUGAAAGUGGACUUGGCCGCUGACUCCAAGGACAGGAGCCUUUUGUUGGACAAUGAUCCAGAGUCCAGAACCAUCUUCUUUCACAGGACAUGCACAACCAGAAAUUGGAGGCUUGUGUGCUGUCCCUUCUUCUACCGGUUUUAUUAGUGAUGUCUUAAGUUUAUGGAACUUCAUCUUACGGCCUUUAGUCCCCUUUAAGUGAUGAUUGGCCUUAUAGGCAUUCCAGCAAAUUUUGUUGUGUGUUCCUGGCGGCACAACAUGUCUGGCAGACUCCAUGAUGGACAAGCCAUGAUCUCAAGAUGUUUGGACCACUCAAAAGACUGUUGGGGGAGAGGAGUAGGUCAGCUUGGGCAUUGCAACAAGACCCUUCUUUCUUUUUAGAGUAUCUCCUUUUAAAAAAACCAAAGCCUCUCUUUCUCCCUUAAAGCUCAUGUUUAUUGCUCAGGACUGACACAGGCUGCUGGACUGGGAUGUUUCUGCUAUGGCACCUAGUAACUACAUUAGGAAUCAGUAGGUCUGCUGUCUUAUGUGGACUUCCUGAGUGAAAAAUGUACCUGUGAUCCUGGAAAUAACGAAGGUGCUAGGGAGUUUUGUCCUAUUCUAUUGCUCGCUUCUAUCUUCUGCUUCUGUCUCCAAACAGAAUCUUAAGCUGGUGCAUUUUGCUGCAUUCAGUGGCUUGGCUUGUUUAUGGCUCUACCUUGUAAGUUGCUACCAUCAGAUGCUGUCAUUCUCUAUCCCAGGAUUAGGUGAGCUUUUCUGUUGGGGACCACAUUCCCAGGCAGAAAUAGUCUGUCAGGGGCCACAUUCCAACAGCAUGUGGGACCCAGAGUCAAAGGUAGGUGGGGCUACCUCCUUCCUUUCUCUCUCUGCCACCCUCUUUCCCCAUAUUUUUGCCCUGAAACUAGGUCCAGGACUACAUCUUAGGGCCACAGGUCACGUCCCCCUCCUGCUGCAGCCCUUUUUUGUGGCAUCUUCUCUCAGCUCAGGCUGUUGUGUUUAGAAAAUUGUGCUAAUAAAACCAAAAAGUGUGCUGAUAGAGAAAAUAAGUGUUUAGGAAGAAGAAGCAUAAUGAAAUAAAUUUGAAUGCUCUGGGGACAACAGCAAGUGCAGGCAGAUAAAUGCUGAAAGUUGCUGGUGAAGCCAAAAUGAAGGCCGCAGCCUGCUGCUUACUGAUUUUUGUACUUCCAGAGCCUUCUUCCAUGCCACUCCUAAAAGAUUGCUAUUCCCUAUCACGGCCCUGCUUGCAUCUGAUAUAGCGGGGUCCGUUGUCAAUAAAUGUUGAUCUUGAAUUGCUCACAGGCAAAGAAUAGCCAAGUGACAAGACUGUUGACCCACUGGCAAAAUGUGUCCCACAACCAAAGGUAGGCAUAGCUUGAGCCGGCAGUGCGUGGAGCCAAAGUGGGUGGAAUUUGAAGGCUUGCAAAAUAGCUCUCACCCCUCAAUCCCUUCUCUCUCUCUCUCCUGUCUUUGCUAACAUAAAGGGGAAGUGAUUUCUAGGAGGACUGCUCAAAGAGCAACAGUGAGACUAGAUAACAAUGGGGAAAGCCUUAGCUUUCACCAUUCGGUGGGUGGAGCAUGUAUGAGUCACAGAUGCCUGUCGGAGUUUGAUCUCUCUACCGCUAGCAUAUCAAAUGCCACUGUUUUCACAAGCACCUUAGACUCCCAGAAAGUGUUGCGGUCUCAUUUGGGUGAGUAUAAACCAAGGAACAAGGGUUUAUUUUUAUACCAUGUAACUAAGAUUCUGUCUGGCGAUUUCUAUUUAAGCUAUAUUAAAAAGAAAAGAAAAAAGUAUUGUAUAUUGUCCCUGCCACAUAAUUUUAUUGCUAUAUCAGCACACUGUUGUAUAAAGAUAUUGUUAGUUCAACAAAAAUAGCAUUAACGAGAUCUCCUUUAUCUGAAUUUAGAUGAAAGCACUUUAUUUCAAAGUACAUGUGUUUGUGACCAACAUUAUUCAGAUAUAAUAUUGCUGGGCGGUUUAGUUCAUUUUGAAAUGGAGGACGCAGCCCCAAAUGAUGCACAUUUUAGUUAUGUGUCAUUAGCUCCAUCAGUCAGGACCCGGGGAACUUUGCAAUCUCCCUGGGCAUUCUGUUGGGUGAACCUAGGAGAAAAGGGGCAUCCAGGUAUUUUCUAUCAGGGCAAGGACACAUGGAGAAGGAAAACCCCAGAAGAAUCUUUGUUCUAGCUUGGCUAGGAACCACUCUUUCCUGUGGCAUUUUGAGAUUCCUCGCUGGGUGGGGUGGGGGUGGAGGUGGGGAAGGGUCUUUUGGGAACUGCACACUGCCUUGUUUUCCAAAGAGGAGUGAAUGUUUUUGAUGUGGUUCUGUGGAUUGGAGGAUUGGGCCAGGUUCCUACUUCAUGGCUGGUUCACUCGUCCCAAGUUUUUCCACUGCUUUUCAGUCUUCUCCUUGUACAGUAUUUAUUGCUUGUAAUGAUUAUGAUAGCAAAAAGGAAUGGACAUUCUAGCAGUGCUGAAUGAGACCUCGCUCUUGGAGGAUAUAUGUGUGUGUGUGAAGUGCCAAAAGGUAAGCAAGAUGACCGUUGUCUCUUUAAAUGAAUAAACUCUAUUGUUAACAAACUACAAA
This is a messenger RNA of Podarcis lilfordi (Lilford's wall lizard), 30533 nucleotides long. The record is from the annotation of a GenBank genome assembly. Lineage: Eukaryota; Metazoa; Chordata; Lepidosauria; Squamata; Lacertidae.